Camelina sativa (false flax) is the source of this 699-nucleotide messenger RNA. Lineage: Eukaryota; Viridiplantae; Streptophyta; Magnoliopsida; Brassicales; Brassicaceae. The record is from RefSeq and is a predicted model, not a curated record.
CGAGUAUAGGUGUUCUCCAAUCCAAUCUUCUCUCCUUCCAGCCUCCUUUACCCAGAUGGAAAACAGAAGCUAUACAAAAAUGUGACGUGAUGGUGUACACGAAGAUCUUCCUCAAAUUCCCUCAUUGUUUCUGGCCUUGUGGUCCUGGUCAAGAGUUUUUCAUCUAUGCACACGAACUACGCGGCUACUUCACCUUUUGGCAGCACAUGGAAAAUGCGUACCCGGGUUCUAAUAUUCUGGUGGUGACGUUGACUAACGAACAGUCGAAGCGCGUGGAAGCUCAAUCAGACCAGGAGACACUGAAAGAGGCAAUGAGUGUUCUCAGGGACAUGUUUGGGUCUACCAUUCCUUACGCAACCGAUAUUCUUGUCCCCAGGUGGUGGAACAACCGGUUUCAACGCGGUAGCUACAGUAACUACCCUAUGAUAUCUGAUAACAAGCUCCUGCAAAAUAUCAAGGCCCCAGUUGGACGAAUAUUCUUCACAGGAGAACACACAAGUGAAAAGUUCAGUGGGUAUGUACAUGGAGGAUACCUUGCAGGUAUGGAGACAAGUAAAUCUUUAUUGGAAGAGAUGAAGCAGAGUUUGUUGUUACAACCUUUACUCGCCUUCACCGAGUCUCUAACGCUAACACAACAGACUCCUAACUCUCAAAUAUACCCAAAUGUCAAUUUUAUCUCAGGCAGAAGUUAGAAACCCA